GAGCAUCAAAAUGGCAGGUGGUAUGGAUAGAACACGUAAUCUCCCUAAAAUCAGGGACGAAGAAAAAGAAUCUAAAUAUGGUUAUGUUUAUGGAGUAUCUGGUCCUGUUGUUAUUGCCCAGAAUAUGUCUGGAGCUGCUAUGUAUGAAUUGGUUCGUGUUGGCCAUUUUGAAUUGGUAGGAGAAAUUAUUCGACUUGAAGGAGACAUGGCAACUAUACAGGUCUAUGAAGAAACCUCUGGUGUAACUGUAGGAGAUCCUGUAUUAAGAACUGGUAAACCAUUAUCUGUUGAGUUAGGACCUGGUAUUAUGGGUAGUAUCUUUGAUGGUAUUCAACGUCCAUUAGAAGAUAUCUGUGAUCUCACACAAAGUAUCUACAUUCCUAAAGGUGUGAACACGCCUGCUUUGAAUAGGACCAAAAAAUGGGAUUUUGAACCAUUAAAUGUUCGAGUUGGAAGCCAUAUAACUGGUGGUGAUAUUUAUGGUGUGGCAUAUGAGAAUAUUUUGAUUAAACAUAAAAUUAUGUUACCACCUAAAGCUAAGGGUACAGUAACAUAUGUAGCUGAACCUGGACAAUAUGAUAUCAAUGAUGUUAUAUUGGAAACAGAAUUUGAUGGACAGAAAAGUAAAUUCAGUAUGUUACAAGUAUGGCCUGUUCGACAGAUGAGACCAGUCAAUGAAAAACUAGCAGCUAAUUAUCCUCUGUUAACAGGACAGAGAGUUUUAGAUGCUUUGUUUCCAUGUGUACAAGGUGGUACUACUGCUAUACCUGGAGCUUUUGGUUGUGGUAAAACUGUCAUCUCUCAGUCACUAUCUAAAUAUUCUAACAGUGAUGUUAUUGUUUAUGUUGGUUGUGGUGAGAGAGGUAAUGAGAUGUCUGAAGUAUUGAGAGAUUUCCCUCAGUUAACUAUGGAAGUGGAAGGUAAACCAGAGAGUAUUAUGAAGAGAACAGCUCUAGUAGCCAAUACAUCUAACAUGCCUGUAGCUGCUCGUGAAGCUAGUAUUUAUACAGGUAUAACAUUAUCUGAAUAUUUCCGUGAUAUGGGAUACAAUGUAUCUAUGAUGGCUGAUUCCACAUCCAGAUGGGCUGAAGCUUUGAGAGAAAUUUCUGGUCGUUUAGCUGAGAUGCCUGCUGAUUCUGGUUAUCCAGCCUAUCUAGGAGCCCGUUUAGCUUCUUUCUAUGAGAGAGCUGGUCGUGUCAAGUGUCUGGGUAAUCCAGAGAGAUUAGGAUCUGUCAGUAUUGUUGGAGCUGUGUCUCCCCCUGGUGGUGAUUUCUCUGAUCCUGUCACUUCUGCUACAUUAGGUAUUGUACAAGUGUUUUGGGGUUUAGAUAAGAAGUUGGCACAACGUAAACAUUUCCCCUCUAUUAAUUGGUUGAUUAGUUACAGUAAAUAUAUGAGAGCUUUAGAUGAAUUUUAUGAUAAAAGCUAUCCUGACUUUGUACCACUCAGAACUAAGUGUAAAGAAAUUCUACAAGAAGAAGAAGAUUUAUCAGAAAUUGUACAACUUGUAGGAAAGGGUUCUCUUGCAGAAUCUGACAAAAUUACAUUGGAAGUAGCUAAAUUGAUCAAAGAUGACUUUUUACAACAAAAUGGUUAUACACCAUAUGACAGAUUCUGUCCAUUCUAUAAGACAACAGGAAUGUUAAAGAAUAUUAUAGCUUUCUAUGAUAUGGCUCGACAUGCUGUAGAGAGUACAGCCCAGAGUGAAAAUAAAAUAACAUGGGCUAUAAUUAAAGAUCAAAUGAAUGAUGUUUUAUAUAAAUUAAGCAGUAUGAAAUUUAAGGACCCAGUAAAAGAUGGAGAAGCUAAAAUCAAAUCUGAUUAUGAAGAACUACAUGAAGAAAUGCAGCAGUGUUUUAGAAACCUAGAAGAUUAAAAACACACAUUAGUAUAUUAUAUUAUAUAGAGUCAGAAACAAAUUCCACUAUUAUUAUACGCUUAGUAUAUAGAUACUUAUUUAUUUUGGGAUUGCCAAAAAUGACACAUUUAGAAAAAAAUCAUACAAGUUUGGACCUGAAGAUUGAGUGAAUUUUGUGCUAAUAGAUCUUGUAUCUAGUUUUUCUGAAUUGAAAUAGUUGGAGUUUCUGCUAUUAUUAUAGGGUUUUAAUAAUAGGAUAAUUUCUGUUUUUUUUUAUUAAACAUGGCAGAGGUUUUUCAGAGGUUAGAUCAUGAACAUUAAUUUAAUUUGUUAUGAGUUGGCUUUCAGAUUCAAAAAUUUCUCAAAAAACAUGACAGUAAUCAUUAAGUACAAAGGCAAAAUAUUAAAUGGUCCUUUUUUCAUUCAGUGAAUUGGAAUACAGCAUAGUCAGAAACCCAUAGUCUUAUUAUGUACCCUUAUUUAUUCUCCUGGGACAACUCCUAAUGAUUGCCUUGAUCUGACCUAUAAUACAUGACCUAUUCUGAUUGGAUGCUUUUUAAAAUAAUUAUCCAACUUUGAUAGGAAUUGAGUACGAAUGUGUGAGUGGACCCAGGGUGAUAAGUAUUAGUAGCAAAUCACCUUUUUGUUGAAUUUUAUGAUUUUUUUUUUUGAAGAUUUUAAUUGUUAUUUUUUUGUGAUAAAUCAUGAUUUAUGUCAUUUGUUGUGGAAUUUCAAGUUUGGAUGCUGAAAAUGCAAUAAUAAAAGGUAAUACAACCUGUGAUAUCAUGAAGAAUAUGGAGGCCAUUUUCAAAACUAUGAUUUAAAAAUUAAAAAUAAACUACUUUAGGGCAAAAAAAUCUUAAAGUUAUGUUUUAAUGCUUAUGCAUUGACGUACACAUCCAUAAAAUUGGGAGCCGUAAAAAAAUGAUGUAUUAGUUAUAAUUGUAAUAAAGAAUUAAAUCACAUUUUACUUUAGGAACUAUUUCCUAACUUCAUAUCUCAUUCUGUGUAUUUGUCAAUUUUUCUGGUUUUUUUUUUGUUAGAAUAUGACAAAACUCAAUUUUUAAAUUUAUCUUUCUCUUGAAAUGUCCUUCAAUUCCAUGCGUCUGUGAAAUACCAAAUGUGUAUACUAUGCAAAGUUGUUGCAGACAGAUCCACUGCACUGCUAAGCACAGGCAUUGCAGAAUCAAAAAUCAUUUUUGCAUCAAGAUGACAAGUUAGAAAUAUUGAAAACAAAUGAGCAAAAUGAAUUUGAAUUUUUUUUUCUUAAUCAUCUGCAUUUUGAUUUAGUGAAAUUUCUAGAGCUAGGAAGUAAGUGAAUAGUUGUAUUGUAAUAUCACAUGAAAUCCAAGAAAUGUGCUAUAAAGAGUAGAAAUGAUCUAGUCAUUUCAUAUUAUUAUGGUUAAGGGUAUUAUAUAGGCUAUAUUAUAACUGGGAUUAUACAGAUAUUAUCAUUAUUAUUAUAUUAUAUAUUCUAGAUCCCUUCCUUUCAGAAAAUCUUGUGAACUUUACUCGUAUCUAGUUUCUUGUUCAUUUUCUUGAGCUUAAAGUGGCAGUGUCUGCUUAUUUACAGAUUAUUUUUGAGAAACAGUUUAAAACCCUAGCCUUAUGAAAGAAUAUAAAAACUAAUGGUGAACAACUUAAAAAAAAAAGGGUUCCUUUUGUCAUCUUGCUGUUAUUAGGAUGGACUGUAGUCCAGUCAUUUAGAGUGUUGGAACUUUGAUGUCAUAUUCGCUUGACCAUGAGAUUCUGGAUGAUGAAAUGCAAUGACAAAAUCUAACAAUUAAAGGGAAUAGAAUUUGACUCAAUAAAAUCUAAAAAAAGGGGACCAAUAGAAUUUCUAUUGAUGCAGUCUGUAGCUCAAAAUAUUUGCCAAGGAAUAAAUACAGUAAAACCUCGUCUAAAAACCACAUUACAUAUAAAACUGUUAGAUAAAAAGAUGUGUAAGAUGUCCUCUCACAGGAUUGUGUGCUGUAUUGUAUAAUGUGUAGUGCUAGCUAGUAUCUGUAUUAUGUAUUGUAUAAUGUGUAGUGCUAGCUAGUAUCUGUAUUGUAUAAUGUGUAGUGCUAGCUAGUAUUUAUAUUAUGUAUUGUAUAAUGAAUUGUAUAUCAAGUCAUUCCAAUAUUAUUAUAAUCACCUGUUGUGACCUUCA
Molecule: messenger RNA, 4010 nt
Organism: Lottia gigantea (owl limpet)
Lineage: Eukaryota; Metazoa; Mollusca; Gastropoda; Lottiidae
Exons: 15
Coding region: 11-1876 (621 amino acids)
Biological process (GO): ATP metabolic process; proton transmembrane transport
Cellular component (GO): lysosomal membrane; proton-transporting V-type ATPase, V1 domain
Molecular function (GO): proton-transporting ATPase activity, rotational mechanism; ATP binding; ATP hydrolysis activity
Source: RefSeq, a predicted model, not a curated record